UGCAAGGACUCACCAGCAACAAAUGAUUCCGACUGAAGAACACGGGACUCACGCUCGCGCAUGAUCGUGCCCUGAGAGAGUGCGCGCCCGGCCCGCGUCAUGUCCAUAGCAACGGACGCAAAACACAGUUCCUCGCGGCUCGCUCGCGCUGUUUGGACCAUGGACCCUGCGCCAGCGUCCUACUACGGACCCCUGGAUAAAAACAACCCAGUCCUGUUAGCUUUUCAAAGUGACCUAAAAGAGUUUAAGGCACAUAUAAAGAAACUUUCAAGUUCACCGAACUACGACUACCGGUCCUACUCUAGAGGGUCCAUAAAACUGUUUGAAACAUGGAGGAACAAGUAUAAAUCUCGCCUUCCUGCGUCUUAUUUCGAAGAGCACCUGUUGCAAACAGCAGAUUUCCUGCUUUACUCUAAGCUUCACAGGCUUGCUCUCUGGCAAGGGUACAGACUCUAUCUGCAGCAGUUUUGCACACUGAGCCUAGAAAGCAUCCGAGAUGUGGAGCACUUCAGGCAGUCCUUCUUCUCAGAUGGCUUUGAUUCAAAGAGAGCCCGACUAACGUUCCUUGCUCUUCAGGGAGAAUGCCAGUGCAUCUUCUAUUUGGAGAAAGAGAGGAAUGCACUGCCAGACCAGAGUGCGGUUCAAAACCUGCGCGCUGAGCAUCCUGGGAUUUGUGCGCAUUCUCAUUGUAUAUUUUGGAUUUUGGAUUUUUUUGUGUCUUUUGUUCAGGUUUUAGAGUACUUACUAUGGGCAUGCACAUGCCUAGAGACCUCUGUUCCUCUGCUGACUGCCAACUUCCUGCCGUGGAGGGCCACACUUUACUGUGCUGUUUGUGAAUGUUAUUUUCAUGAGUGUGCUUCAGUUCAGGCAGAGGUGUUUGCUCGCCGAGCCCUUGGCAAGAUCAGUGAACUGGCCAAGCUGGAGGAGAGAUGGCUCCCAAGUGCUGGCUCCCAAGUGUCAUUGGAGACCCAACAAGCUUUUAAGGAGGCCACAAUAAAAACUCCAUGGCCUCGCACACCAACCGAGCGGAUCCUGAUGGAGAUGUUCGAGGGCAAUGCUGCUCGGGCUUCUGGCAGUGCUGGAAGCUCUAGGGGGACAAGCUCUGUCAGGCCUCUGCAGACCGGCAUGCCUGAAGAAUUCGAGGUCCAGGAUGUUGUGCUGGAGCUCAUUUCGGCUGGCACAAGCUUGUUGUCUGGUACCCUUUUUCAUCCUCUCUGCCUCUGUGUUUUGGUGAUUCUGACCCACACUUCUGUUGAGAGCCUGCCUCCCUCUAUCAAUGCAGUCACUUCUACCUCCUCUCUCUUUGACACAGCUGUUGCUGGAAAGAGUAAGAUCGCAGUAGAUGCUGCGGUGAAGUUCGUGAAGCAGGUCUUUAGAUAUGAACAGUGGAGCAUAUGUUCAAACAUGGAAGGCCGCACGUUUAGGAAGUAUGAGCUGGAACUGAAGAUUUUGGAGGCUGUGGAGCAUUUGAUAUCCAAUCAAAAAGUUAAAUUCAUCGUGAAAGAUGCUGCUUUUGAUGGUCAAGCUGAUGAGAUGGGUUUGAUGGAGUUUAAGAAGUCAAAUGCUAAUUGUGUACAGGCUUGGCGUCAGAAACAAAUAGACCUACAGAAGUGCAGAAGGCCCCUGGUUGGCAUCAGAAGAAAGAAUCAGAUGAGCCACGAGACCAAGAAAAUACUUGAGGAGGCCAUAAUGCUAAUGGAGAAAGCUGAGCUUGAAGAGAGAAGGCUAGUUAGUUGUGCAUUUCCUUCAGAGAACAAUUUAGAAAUGGCAGAGAAGAGACAGCCACCACCAGCCCCAAUAGUCCUCUCACGCUCCAACCGCUCCAUGACCUUCAAACCUGCACCAUACGCCCUGGAGGAGGAGGUUUGCUGGUACUGUAUUUAUGGAAGAGAGGCAGAGGGUGUCAACCUAAAAGUACGACUUAAAGACUGCUUCUUGUGUGGGACUGGAGAUAUGACUCCUGCCAGGGGUGGACAUUUACUUCAUGUAGACGGGUUGGAACCUGAUAAGAAGUACAUUUUUGCAGUGGCCUGCUUUUAAUGCAAAGGGCAAAAUGGUGGGUGGUGCACCAUUGGAGAGACCACAAGGCCUCUACUGGCCUCUCUGCCUCUACCACUACUAACAACCUGGGCCCACAUAGCUCAGGUGGCAUAUCAGACAGGAGUCUACUCCCUUGCCAAAAGAGCUUGUAAUGAGCUUUGGAGUCACUUUACUCUUCCCCCAAGUCCAGAGGCAGAACAAGAAGGCUGUCUUGAAGGACUGGCUCAGACAAGACUCCACCCAAAGACCCCUGCAGCUUUCCCUCUCCUCUCCUACAGCAGCUGUUUUUUUUGUUCCACUAUCUUCAUCCAGACAGAUAUUCACAUCCAAGAGGGGACGUUAUUCUGUGACAGUCUCUGUGGGGGGCCUUUGAUCUGGGGCCAGGAGGCCAGGCUUGCAGAGUGUGAACGUAUGCUGGUGGCCAUUGAUCUUGCUCUGCACCUCAAUGACAGUGGUGGCGCCCUGCAGGCUGUAGUGAGCUGUUAUGGCCUUCUCACUCCAUUAAUCUUCAACCAGAUUGCUCCUUCAGAGCCUGGCAUAGAGGUACUGUGGAAGUGCUUUACAGUGCUGCUGGAGAUUCCAGAAGUCCUCAAGCAGAAACGGCCUGUUGCCACCACAGAGUCCCUGGAACACAUGGUUGCCUGUAUGACAUAUUCUUUAGCCAAGAGCUUGAGCUCCACUCUGGAGAAUCAUAUGGCAUCAUCUGUGUUUGAUCUGGGAAUGAGGCUUCUUCAGGAGAUCACUGAGCCCCCACAGCAACCCGCCAAAAAAACAUCAUCAGUGGAGCUGGAUGGGAAGAAGACAGCUUCCGUCCAUGAUGAGGGGCCAAGCAAGCAGCUAAAGGUUUUAGAGGCCAUUGUCAUGAAAACCAUGCAUUCAGAAACAUUAGGAAACCGUGAUGUCACUUCCUGUAACAAAACAGGGUCUGAUGGAUGUGAGCUUACUGGAGAGGAAGACCCUGUCGUACUCUACAUGGUGAUUGAAAACAGCCCUCUCCAGCAUGACUUUAAAGAGGUGAUGAAGUUCAAGCAGAAGUCUUGUUUUCUGGAGUUUGUUGUGCACUUACUCAAGAAAGCCCUGCUAGAAGAUGAGCUGGAUCUGGUGUUGCAGUGGGAGCAGAGCAUCUUGGACUGGCUCAGCAGACGUGAUGAGGCUUUGUUUGGGCUAAAGAAGCACUCAAGUCUACCAGGGGAGGAGUUUAAAGACUUCACCACCUCUGUGAUUGAGUACAAUACCAAAAAACAAAAAGGUGGCACAUUUUGGGAUGGCAGGAAGUUGCUACAGAAGAAACUUCUGAUUGCAUUCAAGAGCCAAAACUCUGAAAGAGAGGUCAGUGCUGUGGACGUCCUGCUGAGUCAACUGGCUACUCUUAUCAGAAGACAUCAGCGCUGCUGGAAGCUGAGGCAGAUUUUCAGUCAUCUUUCGCAGUCUUUCUUCUCUCUGGCUCACUGUGGAAUGCUGAUUAUGUGGAAGAACGUUCCACAGCACAUCACGCCACCUGAACUGACGCUUCCAAAUCCCAAAGCUGUACCCCGUCCUAGAAGCCGUGCUCACAAAAAAGAUGUUGAGCACAAAAUGAAGUGGGACUUUCGGCACACAACACGGCACACACGUGACUCUAAAGCUGUCAGCGCUCAUAAAACCACCUCUAAGUUACUGGACACACUCAACAGAGCCUCUGUACACAUGCGCAGAGCUAUGGUGCUGGCUCAUCGGGGGGGACACUGGACAACUUUACAGUGGGCGUGUCGGACUCUCUGGGACCAAUACCGCACAUUGGCCCUGAUAUUGGAGCAUGCCCAAGGCCCUGAUGCCCAUGCGAGACAGCUGACGUUAGAGCAGCUGUAUACAGUGAUCACUCCUCUACUAGUACUGGCCUCAGAUCUUCUAAUGGAUAUGAUGGAAAAGCUGAGGUUAAUCCACAUCACCUCUAGAGCAGAUCUCAACCUUAUUAUGCAGAGCUGUGAGGCUAGCCUGUACUUCUCUGUCCCAAUGGAUGACGGGCUCUUGACAGUGAUAGAUCUGCGCUGGCUGAGGACUCUGGUCCUGCACACAUUAGAGCUUCUGUACUAUCAGGCCAAGUGGGAGAAUCUAGCCCACCUCGCCCUGCUUUUCAAUACAUAUACAUGGGAGCGCUACUCUCACAUGGUAACACCUGUUCUGGUGCAUGCACAGAGGAGACUGUUGGACAGGAUCAGCUGUUUUGGGGGCCCUCCAGCUCCUCAACCUCACUUCAACCUACAAAAUUAUGCAAGCAGACAGUUACUGUUUCCCUGUGGAGGAGGUCAGAUUAUGAUCACUGGAAAUGAUGCUGAACCAGAGCCCAAGGAACUUGCAGACGUGAAGAGAGCCAUGUGUCUGGUGUGUGUACCGUUGGAUGUAGAGGACACACUGCACUGUUUCAGAGAUACUCUGGAGAAAAGAAAUCACACACUGCUGACCUUUCAGCACAGCCGAACUCUACUCCUGCUGCUACUGGCAGACACACAGCACUCAUAUGUUGAGGUGCCAUUUUCUAAAGAGACCAGCGGCGUUCUGCAGGGAAAAGUGGAAUUCAGCAUUGCAGCCAGCACCCUGCCAGGCAUCAGCCCUCCAGACUUCUCUGCAGAGGACUUCAGCUCUCUGGGCUCCAUCUACAGCACCACCCUGCCACCAACACAGCUCCAGACCGUUUUCUCUUCCUACAACAGUGCUAUUAAAUAUCUUCAAGCAAAUAAGUACACCUCCCUUCAGGUGCAAGCACUCCAUGACCUUGGAAACCUGCAUUUCUACAAUGGAAAUCGAAAAUCUGCACACGCUUUCUGGAGUAAGGCUUUGGACUGUGCUCUGCAAAGCUCUGGAGUUCUGGAAUCUUGGGAUGGUGACUCAUGGGGCAGCAGCUCCUCUCAGGAAACCCUGCAGCAUGCUGGGGUAUGGGGCUGCCUCCAGGGAGCUUUGCUUUCAGCCAAGAUUGCACAGCACAUCCUGACUUCUAACAUCGAUCAGCGCACAAAGUGCUGCCUUCUCUGUGGCAAACUCUUCAAGUGCCUACUGAUGGCCUCUAUGCCCCAUCCGAUGACGGACUUGGAAUACUCCACAUACUCUGUGGAGACGGAGCUGAUCCCAGGUAUCGACCUCUUCUCUGAGCCCGAUCGGGGAAAUCUCGGCACCACUGUUGCCAGUUUGUCUUUUCUCUGUCACUGGCUGUAUACCUCAGGACAUCUUCUCAAGGUUCUUCCUGUGCUGGCUCUGUACCUGUAUAUUGCCAGAACAGUGUGUCGUGAUCUACACCUCACUGUCACAUGCAGAAUACUGAAGGUGAAGGUAUUGACAGAAUUGGGGGCCUUCACUGAGGCGUUUAAAGAACUCAGCAGUCUCACAUUUGGCAAGGAAAUCCCUGUACCUCAUGGAUGCCACAGAACAGAGAAGCCAUUCUGGGUGCUGGAUGACCGUGGUCAAGUUAUCCGAAUCUCAGGAGAAAAUGCUCUAGCACUUCCUGUUUGCCUGAUGUCUCUAGCAGUUGACAAGUCCAAGGGUCUCCAGCUCAGUGCCAGGAAACUCACAUUAGGAGAAGUCAAGGCCAUACUUCUAAAAGAAGCACAUGCUCUGGUUAGUCCUGAGCUCUUUACCCCACAUCCACUGAGCACAGAUCCUGAAGAAAUGGAGCUGGCAGUGGAGAUCAGACUGUUAAUGUCCAAUAUCAACAUGCAGCAGGGCAGAAUGGCUGCCAGUGCAGAUCUGUCAGUGUCUGCUUUGAGGCUCCUCCAGAGGUCUCCUGUGUUUCAAAGUGAUUUCCGCCCGCUGCCUCCUCCCGGACCACCCUCCUCUGCAUUCAGACGACCCAGAGCCAAAGCACAUCAGACAAGCUCUGGGGACGCAAAGUCUGUUCUCAGUCUCCAUAGCGGAGAUGUUCCAGAAGAAGUGGAAGCGAGAGAACGCAUGGAUCUCCUUUUCUGGUUGCGCUGUAGGUUGGCAGUGGUUCGCUCCCUUGUAGGCCAUAUCCCUGGAACUGCAAUCUGCUCUGGUGCAGACAGCAGUGCAGAGGCGCUCCGACUGCUGAAAGAAGGUCUGGAGGAGGCAGAGGCCUGGGGAGACCUUGACACUCAAGCCCUGCUGCUCCUACAAGGCGUCCAACUUAACACACACCGUGGCAGACCCAGAGAAGACAGCUCAUCCAUGCUACAGGAGAUUGUGAGCUUGUUAUCUGGACGCAGUGCUCAAUCUCUGCACUCUCAAAUGACUCUAGCUGAGGCUGUGUUACAUCUUAGUGAGCUGAGAGGAACAGGAAGCCAGACUUUUCACCUGCUCACGAAACUACUGCAGCAACAGCUCUGUGCCUUUGGAGAGUCCAUAGGUCUCAAAAAAGGAGGCGAGGUGGAACUACUAGCUGGCAUAAAGAAUAUUUAUCUUCCACAGCUUCCCCUGCUGGCCAAGACAACCAUGCGGAUCGGUCACUCUUUGGCAUUGCAGGCCUUGUCAAUUUCCUCUGAGGGAGGUGAGGAACCCUGGAGGCCCUUUAUAUCUGCUCAAGAAGUUCUGCAGUCUGCGCUCAGCAUCUCUCAGGCCUCUGCCAACAGAGACCGCCAGCUGGAGGCUGAUAUCCUCUACUGCACAGGAGAGGUGGGCAGACGUCUCAUUUCCAUGCAAAAAUCUGAUCCUGAGAAAGUCCUAGAAGCCUUUUUUGGGUGUUUAACUACAUUUAACUAUACUCUUACCCAAAGCUUGCGGUUGACACAUAGGUGCUACCUGGAAAUGGCACUGAUAUACUUGCAAGAGUGCGAGCAGAUUACCCCACCCCCUAAACAUCUGACUCCUCCCCCCUCAAAAACACCUAAUGAGUCCAGCAAGGAAAUAGUCAGAGAGACCUACCUACUGCUAAGCUGGAUUUGUUUGAAGAUAGCUUUAAAGACAUCAGAAGUUAUUGGCAAAUGUGGCCAUUUGCAUGGAUUCACUCAAGUUACAGAAGGCCCUGUACCUCUUUCUUCAACUAAAGCCCUGCCCGACUUUGCAUUGAAUGAUCUCUUCCACCCUUGUGGGGGGCUAGAAAACCCUGAGAACUGUAUCACCAAUCCCGAGGCAUUCAUGGAUGCCGAGCAUGAGAUUAACAGAAGGAAAUGCCCUCAGCUGACCUGGGUUCAUAUGUCCCGCUACUACAUGCACUUAAUCAACCUGCUACAGGUCUCUUCACAACCAGGAGCAGUGCAGGGUGUUGAUGGGCUGCUGUCCAUGUCCGGUGAUCCCAAACUUGCUCUCAGACUCUCCCAGUUACACACCUUCUUUAGCUGUCACCAACCCUCUUACAGAGAUCAGUGGGCCGUUCCUGAUCCCCCUGCAGCUCUAAUACUGAGGCCUCAGCGAAUACAGCAUGACCAGCCAUUGUCAGAUCUUUGCCCCUGGGCCAGCACUGACAUCCAGGAACUGAGCAUCCAGUGGUACAGACCCACAUCAGAGGACAACACGAUUCUGCUUCUCUUUGCUGUAAAUAAUGCUCCUCUAUCAGCAAUGAGCCCUACUGAAGAGGUAGUGGCAGCACUACAGGCUGGACAGAGAGCGAUCUGUUUGGACAGGCUGAAGGCUGUUCAUGCCCUGCUGAGCUCAACAUGUGUAGAGGUUGAUGGGCAUGUUUCACCCUCCACCAGCUCAGCCGCCUCCUUCAGCCCACAAAAAGAAAAGGAGCAGAAAACGUCUACCUCCACCCCUCACCGACAGGAAAUGUUUUUGGAGAAAACUAAAAACAUCUGCUCUGAGAUCAGGAAUUUACUGAAGCCUGAUUGCAAUUCAGCCACCAUUACAGAGAUGCCCUUUGACCCAAGCAUGCAGACUCUUCUGAACCUGGAACGCUGCUUUAAUCCUGCAACAGGUGGCACACUGCAAGAUACAGCCAUCAUUACAUGGCUCCUCUCUCUUCUGAGCUAAAACCCAUAGACUUGAUCUGCCCUAGUUUCAUGAGAUAAAACCAAAUUCCCCAAAUACUCAUAUCUAAUAUACUAUACAAAAAUGUAGAAGUUUUAUUUAACACCAAAUAAAG
Messenger RNA from Cyprinus carpio (common carp), 8047 nucleotides. Its product is annotated as cilia- and flagella-associated protein 54. The record is from RefSeq and is a predicted model, not a curated record. Gene Ontology annotation, biological process: cilium assembly. Lineage: Eukaryota; Metazoa; Chordata; Actinopteri; Cypriniformes; Cyprinidae.